AACGCAGAGACUCCGCAAGGCGAAGCACGGAGGAGCGACGCUUGGAGGUGAAAGUCUUUUGGAACACGUAAGACCUUUUGUUGCACACGAGACCGGGCGAACCGACAAUCCGAACAGAAGGAAAAACUUUGGGGCUUGUCACGUCCCCAGGAUCCGGCUCGUCGGUUCCAAGCAGCAGGCGGAGGGCUUGGCCACCGUAGACAGGCUGCUGGCUAAUCCUUCAGGGCUCACUUAAAAGAUUAGAGGUGGGUGGUGCUAAGAUUCCCCGGACGGGGUAAGGAGUUUGGAGAAGCAAACAAGCACAGACUUUGAAUUCACUUCUUGUGCAGCACAUGAGCUCCAGCUGUCCGUACUUCUGUUCUCGCAGCCGCAGAGGAGCCGGGGAGAGCGAAAAGGAGAGCGACGGACGCAACCGGGGAAACCAGGAUAAAAAGAAAUAGUCGCACUUUAACCCAUCGAAGGAGGAACAUUUUUUGGACCCAUUUCUUCGACUUUUUUGUUAAAAAAUUGAACGAAGCGCCCCCCGGAAGAAGCCCAUUCAUGAAUCUCAUCUGAGGGUCCUACGGCCGGCGUCGGGUGCAGUCAUGCAGUUCCAGUGGAAUAUUGUGGCUUGCGUGAACUCUUUACUCGUUGGGUUGGUCCUCUGGAGCUCGGCCGAAGAGUACGACUACUACAGCUGGCAGUCCGACAACUUCCAGAACGGGCGCUUUUACACCAAGCAGAGCCAGUGCGUGGACAUCCCCCAGGACCUCGGCCUCUGCCACAACGUGGGCUACAAGAAGAUGAGGCUGCCCAACCUGCUCGACCACGAGACCAUGCCCGAGGUCAAGCAGCAGGCCAGCAGUUGGGUGCCGCUGCUGGCCAAGAGGUGCCACAGGGACACGCAGCUCUUCCUGUGCUCGCUCUUCGCGCCCAUCUGCCUGGAGAGACCCAUCUACCCGUGCCGGUCGCUGUGCGAGGUGGUGCGCGACAGCUGCGCGCCGGUGAUGGAGUCCUACGGCUUUCCUUGGCCGGAGAUGCUGAACUGCAAUAAGUUCCCCAUCGAUAACGACCUGUGCAUCGCCGUGCAGUUCGGCAGCAAGCAAGUCACUCAGCCACCAGUAACCAAGAUCUGCACUCAGUGCGAAAUCGAGCAAAAAUCCGAGACCAUGCGGGUCCAGUACUGCGCCAGCGACUUCGUUGUACGGAUGCGAAUCAAAGAGGUGAAGAUUGAGAACGGAGACCGAAAGCUCAUCGCGGCUCAGAAGAAAAAGAAAGUCUUGAAAGCGGGGAAGCUAAAGAGGAAAGAGUUCCGCAAGCUGGUUUUGUACAUCAAGAACGCGGCGGGGUGCCCGUGCCCCCAGCUGGAGAACCCGAGCGGCAGCUUCCUCAUCAUGGGCCGCAAGGUGGACAAUAAGCUUCUGCUGACCGCCAUCUACAAGUGGGACAAGAAAAGCAAAGACAUGAAGUACGCCGUCAACUUCAUGUUCACCUACCCCUGCUCCGAAACCAUUUCCCACAGCGCGGGGUCACACUUAGGGUCUUUCCGCUAAGAGGGACAUCUAGAGAACUUGUGAGAAGAAAGAAGAAACCCUCACCCAGCCUUACCAAAUGGACUUUAUAUCUUAGCAAUAGCAGUAACAUAGCAUACUCCGCUUACCAUACCGAGAACACUAGGGUAGUAGUCAUUGUGAGUAAUACAAGAGACAGGGUGAAGAAUGGGAUCUUUGCAAGAUGAGACGUUGGGAAACCAAAAACGACAAAAAGAAAUACAAAAAAAAACAA
This is a messenger RNA of Rana temporaria (common frog), 1764 nucleotides long. RefSeq names its product secreted frizzled related protein 5 (gene SFRP5). Gene Ontology annotation, molecular function: Wnt-protein binding. Gene Ontology annotation, biological process: non-canonical Wnt signaling pathway; canonical Wnt signaling pathway; negative regulation of canonical Wnt signaling pathway. The transcript has 3 exons. Lineage: Eukaryota; Metazoa; Chordata; Amphibia; Anura; Ranidae. The coding region runs from base 585 to 1532 and encodes 315 amino acids. The record is from RefSeq and is a predicted model, not a curated record.